AUGGUGUGCCCCACACUCAUUCAUGCUCACUACGAAAAGGCCAAACCCCACAUUCUAACGCUACCGACACCUGACCCACGAGGCCGAAGAGGACCCACCGGCCUACUAUGUCCUGUGUGCUCCACCGAAAUGGUUUACCACACGGCGAAUUAUGACUCUUGGCUUAUUGGGUGCCCCACCCCCAACAACGGUCACAACUGGAAGACCUGGCGUUGUGACCAGCUCAACCACGAGUUGGCUCUCAUCAACCUUGGCACUGCAAGACCAAUCAUCUCGGUAAAGAGCGACUGGGGUCCACGCGUCUCACCAAAGGGCGAGGUACUAGAUGAUGCGCCUGCGCCUCAACCCUCCAAUGGCCGGUAUCAACCUUACUCCAAGAACAGAUCUCAUGCACGCACAUCACCGGCUAAAACAGGCUUGCUAUGCAAACGGAUAUAUGAAGGAAAAGUGUCGCAGAACCACAAGAAGGCGGCAAACAAGGAGUGCCCCCACCAAUACUGCCUGGGUUGUUGCACGGCAUACGGGUCAAUGUCUUGUUCGAAACACUCUCGAUCCUCGAAAGUCGCACCGAUUCAACCAAAAACUCAGGAGAUCACUCAUCAAACCCUCCAGCAUCUCGGAAUCACUGCUCAGCAAUUUACCCAAUUGAGUGAGAUCCAAGCGAGUAAAGCAAGCACGCCUCGCCAGCAAACUGCAACCGGAUCUGCCCCACGUCGAUCAGCUCCAUCUCCAGCUCCAGCUUCCGCCUCAAACCCUCAUAAGUGGGCUCAGUUUGCAAAUACACUCGGCCAGCGCAUGCCCAUUGAAUCUAUAGUCAUGCUUCAGAAGAAUCGUGCUGACAGAGCAGAGGCUGACAACCGCAAAAAAGAAACCCUCAUCGACACUGCCAAGAUGGCCACGAUCUCAUUAUGGGUCAACUCAGCUGCCUCCAAACCGAUCGCAGCAUACUUCCCUCAGUGGCCAGUAGUCUAUCUUAACCAGAGCGAUCUACUCCUGCAGGCCGUAACGACAGCGGUGGGACCGGAAUGGGACGGCGCUCUGAGUGUGUGGGAUCACACUUUGAAUUCCUGGAUGGACACGAUGGUCAAUUACCCUCAUCAGUUACCAGACGGACAACGGUCCAUCAUUGUUCGACUUCCCAAUGUUGAUGUACCCCAUCAUGCUCUGAUGCCAUCAGCGAAGGUCUUGAACAAAGGAUCACCUGGGAAUCUAGCUAUACCCGCUUCAGCCUUUCUAUCCAAAAAAGAUCUUCCCGCCAUUUGCGAAAAUCAAUUGUCCACAGAUCAAACCUCAACAGCGUCACCUUCAAACUCGCAAGAACAACCUCACCCUAACAAUUCCCCCAUUGGCAACCUGCUCGGAGAAUCAACCCAACAGACCAUCCCCUCCUCGAUUGCGCGUCCAGCAACUCCCCCCACUCGUAUUGAAGUUGACUUGACUCUAUCACCCACACCAACGGUUGAAGAACGCCAGGACAAAGCUAGUCCCUCUGGGAAGGGAGAAACAAAGGGAAAAGCUACCGUCACCUCAGCCUCUCCAAAGCGGAAAAAAGGCUGGCCAGCUAAGACGGAACUGCUGUCAAGCCUGGUCGCCUGGUAUUACGACACUCUUGAUGGAGACCCAAGGGAGACAUGGGUUGUACAUUUUGGAGAUCAAUGGGUACUGACUAAGACGAUGUAUCGCUAUCGUGCUUGGGUCGAAUUAGUUGGGCCUGAAACCAUGCAACUGAGGUUUAAUACUCAACCUGGAGCCACGGUGGCUGAAGCUCGUGAUUUCUGGUCAGACGAGUUUAAGAAAGUUUCUGGCCAUGGUAAGGGUGCUGCUCACAAUGAGGAGGACUCGCAAGCACAAAGUUAA
Melampsora larici-populina 98AG31 is the source of this 1857-nucleotide messenger RNA. RefSeq lists its product as uncharacterized. NCBI's taxonomy places the organism in Eukaryota, Fungi, Basidiomycota, Pucciniomycetes, Pucciniales, Melampsoraceae. The coding region runs from base 1 to 1857 and encodes 618 amino acids. The record is from RefSeq and is a predicted model, not a curated record. The transcript is spliced from 6 exons.